Molecule: messenger RNA, 2482 nt
Organism: Ctenopharyngodon idella (grass carp)
Lineage: Eukaryota; Metazoa; Chordata; Actinopteri; Cypriniformes; Xenocyprididae
Exons: 2
Coding region: 1172-2233 (353 amino acids)
Source: RefSeq, a predicted model, not a curated record
AGUGAUAAAGAGUGGUACAAAAACCUCGGUCAGUCAGACGUCACAGUGAUGCACUGAUACAGCUGAGAGAUACUGCAGCUGCUGAUGGAGGUUCACAAACAACACAAUAUUGUAUCAAACCUUUCAGAAACAUUAUUUAUUUAUUUAUUUAUUUAUUUAUUUUGAUGUACUAAUCAUGUAACAUCAUCUUUAUAUUAUAUAAAUGUUAGUGGUGCUUGGUCCUGCAAAACUUGCCACUACAAUGUAAUCUAACUGCAGGAAAGUCCGUCACUUUAAUUGCACUUCCAUGCUUCAUCACUAGAUGGCGUGUCUGUUACAUAACUGAGUUCUCUAUCUGUCAGUCACUUUGACGUUGUGUCGAUGUGAUGACACUAGUGUAGUGUUUCUCAACCUUUUUUACUCGAUGGCCUCCUCCUUCACCAGAUCAAUACUGCAGUGCCCCCCUAAGAUGCCUGACAUUUCCUCUUAUACUGAACUUCCACAGCAAAGAGAGAAAAGUGUUUGUAUUUAAGCCUUUUUAUUAACAUUUGUUUGCAUUAUUACUCUUCUACUGCAUGUUUUGUAAUAUUCUUUAAUAUUCUUUUUGAAAACAUAAUGGGCUCUAAGCAACGAGAAUUCUGAUGUAUUUCCGCUCAUACUUUAUACCGGCAGGGGCGCUUCCGGUUUGUUAGGUAAACAAGAGAAACCAUCAGCUAUGUGGGAGACAUGCCCCUCACUAAAACAACAAAGAAAACGACGUAGUUUUAUACGGUUUUAAAGUUUUAUAUGAGUUUAUAUCUUCUCCAUAACCAUGGAAAAGACCGUUUUCCGACGUCAAAAACAAAUAAAGUCAGCGUCGGAGCACUGUAGUGUCCCGCUGUGCUCUGUGUCUUCACGCUACAACUCCUGUGCUAGUUUUCAUUCCUUUCCGGUGAAGGAAGAGAUCAGGAAAAAAUGGAUUUUAAACAUUAGAAGGAUCAACUUCCAAAUCACGAAACACACAAAGGUAUGCAAUGUACAUUUCAAACCAGAUGAUUUUGUGGAAGGAACACGUAGGAGGCGUCUGAAAAAAGAUGCUGUCCCUACAGUAUUUGAGUGGAAUCGUGAACGUCAAAUGCAGCUGCCGAGGUUAAGUGUUUGGGAACGACGAGAUCGACCACCGCUACUGGACUCAGAUAUGGAGGAAAACUAAAUGGAAAUUGAUUGUGGACAUGAUUAUUGUUCAGUUCCGGAGCCUGCAGCUCUGGACUCAUCACUAUGUGAAAAUGAGGAGUUGACGAGAGAGAUAGAAGAUCUGCGGAAACAGCUGGAGCAGGCCAAGGUGAAUAGCCGCUUUGGCCUCCAGAGAUUUGCGGGGUCUGAUGAGGAUAUUCGCUUUUACACAAGAUUUGCAACCUAUAAACACAUGAUGGCCUUCUGGGAACAGAUUGAACCUUCAACACACAGGAUGAUUCGCGUCACCAGCUCCAAUGUCACCAGGGAGACUGGGCUAUAUGUGAAGAUUCGGGCACUUCCUGCUAUCGAUGAAUUCUUCCUCUUCAUGAUGCACCUUGCUUUGGGCCUCAAGCAGAAAGACCUGGCUCAUCGCUUCCAUGUCCAUCAGACUACGGUGAGCCACAUCAUAACCACUUGGGCGAACUUCCUCUAUUUUCUUUUAGGUUCCGUGCAAAUUUGGUUGCCGAAAGAGAGAGUACGAGCCUACCUGCCAGAGGAAUUUGAGAAUUUCCGAGACACCCAGGUUAUCCUCGACUGUACCGAGCUCCGCUGCCAAACGCCUUCAUCUCUGCUAUUACAGAGUGAGGUCUUUUCCAGCUACAAAUCUCACUGCACCUUCAAAGCUUUGAUAGGACUGGCACCUCAUGGUGCAGUAACUUUUGUCUCUGGACUGUAUGCGGGGUCAAUCAGUGACCGGGAGCUGUUCAAGCAAUCAGGGAUCAUCGACGUCCUCACGCCUGACAUGGCCAUAAUGGUGGACAAGGGCUUCUUAAUUGAUAACCUGGUACCAUGCAAAAUCCACAGGCCUGCUUUUGUGACCAAGGGCACAGAAAUGUCUGCCGGAGAGGUGAGACACACUCAGUCUGUGGCCAGGCUCAGGGUGCAUGUUGAGCGCCUGAUCCGGCGGGUGAAGGAACAUAAGUUGUUUGACGCAGUCAUCCCCUUGUCCAUUUCUGGUAGCAUUAAUCAACUGUUUGCAGUGUCAUGUCUUCUCAUUAACUAUCAGAAUGGACCACAUGUCAAGGCAUGGGCCCAGUGAGUCUACACAGUGUCAUUCUUGUCUGUGUACUAAGUCUUUUAAAGUCUUUAUUUGGCACAUUGAAAUGUUGUAAAUAUACUGUUGUAAAUAUGUUCUGGAAACUGUCUAAUUUUCUUACUAUGAUGGCCUGUUUUUUUGCUUGCCUUUUGACUUACCACAUAUAGUUCGUACCAACAUUCUUUCAUUACUGAUACCUGAUAAUUAACAUUCUUCUUGACCAGUUGGUUCAUUAAAAAAAGAAUUUUACAA